UCUUGCGCGCAGCCUCUCCAUCUCACUAGACCCGCUCUUCUCUCCAGAGGGGGGCGUAUCCGGACGUCCCCGUGGCCUGCCAUCCUAAAGCUAUCGGCAUUACACUACACUCGACAUUUUCUGUCGACCACGAAACAAAAGGCGGCAGGGAAAAGGAGGGGACAGUCAGGGGGGCUGGGAUGUUGACAGCGAGAGAGUAGGUGUUGUCUAGCAUCUCCCUCACACACACACACACACGCACGCACACACGCCGCAGCCUCGCCGUUUUCGCCUCCCGAUCUGGACUUGACUUGUCGGCGCUGCCGCCGCUCCCCUCGAAAAUUACCCUGGGGAGGGACGUUAGAUUUCACCGCCACGACCGACCGCGGUGAAGGCGUGGAGGCGGGGAGAGUAAUCACAGGAAGUGGGUUACGGAGAUGAGAACUGAUCAAAAUAAAUAAAUUAGUUAAGAAGCCAAUCGCAGUCAUACAAAUUAAACACAAGGAGGGAUUUGUACCGUGUUUGUCAAGAGGAGUAGACGCACUAAAAGAGAAGAUAAAGAUCGCAAUAUCCGUAGAGAUGUCAGAAGGGCUGUCACAGCAGGAGAGACUCCAGGCGAUAGCGGAGAAGAAGAAGAGGCAGGCGGAGGUAGAGAACAAGAGGAGGCAGCUAGAAGAUGAACGCCGACAGCUGCAGCACCUCAAGUCAAAAGCUCUACGAGAGCGAUGGCUGCUGGAUGGAGCGCCCUCUGCUGGCUCGGAGGAAGAUGAAGCAAAGAAACAGCUUCAGGAAGAUGAAGCCAAGACCAAGUGCCUGGAGGAGACCAUUCUCAGACUGGAACAGGAGCUGGAGGAGCUGGAGACAGGUGUGUCAGCAACUUCCACCAAGGAGAACCUGUCAGAGGUCGCCAAGGAGGAGGCAGCCAAGCCGGCAGAUGGCCUGGAUACAGCUCCCGCAAGCUCUGUGAAAGCGAUGUACUCGAUAGAGAUCACCAUUGAAAAGGACAGACUCACGGGAGAGACUAAAGUGCUGUCCACCAACACAAUGCUGCCCAAAGACCUCUCUCAGCAGGGGGUCAAGGUGUAUGAGGAUGACCACAAAGUGGUGCACGAGGUGCGAGGGACCGACGGCGCCCCCGAAGACGGGGUGCGCCUGCUGAGCUCCUCGGAGGUGGACGAGCUCAUCCACAAAGCGGACGUGGCGUCCGCAAGCGAGGGUGGGGUCACUGUCGCGGGGGAGGAGAAGGAGGCGGCAGCGGCGGCUCCAUUGCCAGCGGAAGGGGAGGCGGAGCAGACCCCUAAAAAGGAGAUCACGGGCAUCGAAGCCAAGCCCACUGGCGGCGACCCCUCCACCGAGGCUACGGCCGAGAACCCCGUCUCCAUGGUGUUCAUGGGCUACCAGAACGUGGAGGACGAGGCGGAGACCAAGAAGGUGCUGGGGCUGGAGGGCACGGUGAAGGCGGAGCUGGUGGUCAUCGAGGACGGGGGGGCCAAAGCGAGCACUGAGGAGGCCAAGGAGGACCAGGCCCCGCCCAACGGGAGCGCGGCUGACCCGGCAAAAGGCCAGGAGGCGACGGAGGAGAAAGCAGAACCAGAGGCGGGAGCGGCAGAACUCAAGGACACCACCAAGGAGAAACAGCCCUGCAAGUGCUGUUCCGUUAUGUGAGCCCGCCCCCUCGUGUGCGGACGCUCACGGCGGCUUGACUGUUUCAAGGACAAACGACAACCACGACCACAACAACACAAACACUAUAACGCAACCAUGACCAUAACUGAAACAGAACGACAUAAACACAAACGCAAUGACCGUAACUGCACAAACAUGAACACAAACACUCACAAACACGUUCUGUAUCCUCUGAACAUCAAUUGUUCCACAAAAUAUUUUUUCAUCUUUUGUUGAAUUUAAAAAAAGAUCUAUUUCUUUCAAAACUGUUUUUAUGUUGUUUUUUUUCAUUUUGAUUGCAUAUAAAUUUUAUUACUGACUAAGCAGAACUGUCCCAAGUAAUCAGAGGCAUGGUAUCCAUAUGCACCUAAAUCUGAGAUUUGGAACAAUAGGAAACUCCUGAGCGCCUCUUUCUCAGAACUAUCCCGCAAAUAUAUUUUAAAAUCUCCUAAAUAUGAAUAUUGUAGUCUCAUGUAUCUAUCUAUAAAAUAGUUUAUUUUCAAAGUUAUGUAUUUAUUUGUUUUGUUUAUUUUGUCUUUUUUUGCGAAUAAAUCCCUCGUUUCAGACACGGUGUGGCCAGAGCCCUUAUAUACCAUAUGCUGUCUGUGCCCUUCUGAAACAUUUCAAACUGUCAGACUGUUGAAGAAACCCUGUGAGGGGUUACGGAGAAGCCUGAACCAAGUAUAUGGACCAUUUGAAAAAAAAAUGCAUUGUAUUACUCAAGACUGCCAGUGCAAAAAUUCUUUGGGUUCUCCAGAAAGAAGAAAACGGUAACAUGCUGUACAUAAAUGGAGACAAGGAUGCUGGAAAGCCCUUCUUGUGUCUUAAAACUUGCCCUAUGUUAAGUGCACUGUUUUAUGAAUGGACACCCAGCUGCCUCACUGAAUCGAUAUACAGGGCAGUAAGGCUUUAAAAAAAAAGCAAUUGUGCUAUUUGGCACGUUUCCUCUCGUGUUCCAACACAUCCAGCGCUGUACUUUCUCUCUGAAACAAACAAAAAUAUAUAUAUAUGUGUGUGUGUGUGUGGUUUGUCUUCAUUCUUAUCCAAAUCCAAACUUGUUUGUCAUUGUUCAUUCCUACAUUGUCUAAAUACAGGCUAGUGAAACUGCUAAACAUCCCCAAAAGAAAAAAAAAGGAAAUCACUUCCAAACCACUUUUCUUUUGCUAAUGUUUAAGCUACGUAUACACAAGGUUUCCUUUUUAGGUCACAGAACAAAACAGAGCCAACUGCCUUUGCACCUAUGUUCAAACUGAUUUCAAUGUGUGAACUUUUUAGACCUAAAGCAAAAAAGCGGGGCUAUUAAACCUCUUCACAUUCCAAGAGAACAAGAGUUUUCAAGUGUUCAGUUUUGCUCCAGCUGCUACUAUUUUGCUUUUUUUUUCGCUCUGUACGUUUGUCCUCUUACUUCUACGAUCUAAAACUU
Messenger RNA from Megalops cyprinoides (Indo-Pacific tarpon), 3067 nucleotides. RefSeq names its product paralemmin-1-like. The record is from RefSeq and is a predicted model, not a curated record. Lineage: Eukaryota; Metazoa; Chordata; Actinopteri; Elopiformes; Megalopidae. Gene Ontology annotation, cellular component: membrane. The transcript is spliced from 8 exons. Gene Ontology annotation, biological process: regulation of cell shape. The coding region runs from base 559 to 1644 and encodes 361 amino acids.